UCCGGCCAUGUCUUCCAGCAGCCUUAGCUUCACAGUCAGGAGGAUUCUAGAUCUGCCAGAGUAUGAAGACACAGAGCCAUCCAUGAACUACACCAGGAGCCCUUCUUACCAGGACUGGGUUGAGAGAGAUAGAAACCACUAUGUAUCUUCAGAUGAGAGCAGCUCAGAGGCCACUCUCACAGACACCAUGCAGAGAUCAGAGAAGGAGACUGACAACCAAGAGGAAAAAAAGAAGAAGCGUAGAGUCCUUUUCUCAAAGGCCCAGACCUUGGAGCUGGAGAGGAGGUUCCGCCAGCAACGCUAUCUUUCUGCCCCCGAGAGGGACCAGUUAGCACACAUCCUCCAGCUCACCCCAACCCAGGUGAAGAUAUGGUUCCAGAACCACCGCUAUAAGAUGAAGAGAGCCAAACCUGAAGCAACAAGCUCCCCACCUCUUUUGAAACAUGUUGUGGUGCCAGUACUGGUUAGAGAUGGCAAGCCUUGCCAGACCUGCUCUCCGACCAGCUCUGCAGAUAAAAUGCCAUUCUUCCCUGCAUUGCAACCUACAGGUGCAUUCAGCUUUGUUCACAACUACCAUAAUAACCAGCAUAUAGCUCAUCCAGCCAGCCUCUCCUGGAGAUGGUGA
Nanorana parkeri is the source of this 625-nucleotide messenger RNA. It is a transcript of the gene NKX2-8, whose product is annotated as NK2 homeobox 8. The transcript has 2 exons. Gene Ontology annotation, biological process: regulation of transcription by RNA polymerase II; cell differentiation. Gene Ontology annotation, molecular function: DNA-binding transcription factor activity, RNA polymerase II-specific; RNA polymerase II cis-regulatory region sequence-specific DNA binding. Lineage: Eukaryota; Metazoa; Chordata; Amphibia; Anura; Dicroglossidae. Bases 8 to 625 code for a protein of 205 amino acids. Gene Ontology annotation, cellular component: nucleus. The record is from RefSeq and is a predicted model, not a curated record.